UACUUUUGGGAAUGUUAACGGAAACCAUAAGUUAUGGAAAGUGAGGUCUGAAUCGGGGUGGAAAGUACAAAAAAACAAGAUUUUGUUUGGCUUUGACAAUCCUUUCCCUUUUUAACAAUGCAAUUGGUCACCGUUUCAUGCCACAGUCUACUUCUGUGGAAGUUUGAUUUGCCUUUAUCGUGAUGUCGGGGAGAUGCAACUGGUUUUAAUCAUUGAGUCGGGAAUCGCUUCCCGCAGUUACAGAGAGCUGCCGUCGGUGUCCGCUGCACGGCACAGACUGAAUUAAUUUUUAACUGGCAACUGGGGGGGUGGGGAGGAGGAAUUAACUUCGGUGACAAGAAACGUGUGCCACAGAACGACUGCUAUUUGCACCGCUCGACGCCGACGUAUAUUUGCAAGUUAAAGAAAUUCCAACCUCUGAAGAAGAAGUGGGAAUGGUGAUAUUUUUAUACCAAGAUGGAACAAAAGGCUGGGAGAACUCUCCUCCUUUUUGGGGCGUGAAUUAAAAAAGUUUCCAACUGAGCAUCAAUUGAAGAUACAGUUUGUCCUCGUUUUAAAAAAACUUUUCUCGCAGUUCGCGUGAUUUAGAGGAAUUCUUGAAAGCUGGAGCGGUGCUGGGAUUUUGCUGUGAUUUCAAGGACAGACCCAUGCUGGCUAAGUGACCCCCCGGUCCUGUGUGGGGCGGCUGCGAUGUGACCGGUCCGGUGUUACCGUUAUAUUCCUGGACGAGCAAUUGAAUGGAAUUGGCCUCCAGGAUUAGGCAACAGCAGCAAUCCGAAGAGAUGUCACGGACACACGGCCAGGUGCCACACACCCAGGGGACACGGGAAGGGACGUGGUCGGUGUAGAGUCGUGACUAUUGCUUCUUGAUCUUGUGCCAUUUACAAACACAGAGUGAGGGCGCAGAGCGCACAGCGCCGUUGACAUGUGCGUUCGCCAAGUCGUGCCACACUGUCGCCGGCUGAAAUGCUCUCAUCCUUUCGUGUUGGUGGCGGCGAUCGCCGUGUGCUUGGUUUACCCCUCGCUCACCGUGUACAGACUGAGAGCGGGCGGCGUCAGUCCUCUAGGGCUGAAGCUGAGAGCCUGGAACAAGUCGACACAAGUCCCUGCGAACGGGCAGGAAUAUGACGGGAAUCUCAAUUGCGUCCCUGGACCUGCUGCGCUUCAAAGCCUAACCGAGAAUGAACCCACAAAAUCUAAUGCCUUCAGCAAUCGCAAGAAAACUGUUGUCCUAGGAGGAUAUAAUUCCAUUAGUUCAUCUGACCUUCGAUUAUAUCGGCAAAUCUUUGCACAAUACGGUUAUGAACUUGUCCUAUCGCCACAAGUUGGAGGUUCCAGCUACAAUGGAGUAUAUAAAGAUAUUGGAGUUGAACAUUGGGACUUACUAAUCUGUUUCACAUCAAAUGAGGUUGAUGGUGACAGGUGCAUUCAAAAGGGAAAGUUUGAUCAACUUCUAUUCCACCAGAAGGUAAACAAAAUACCAGGAUUAGAGAGUACACUUUGCAGAAAAGAUGGCUUUUGCCAAAUUAUGAAGAUAGCUCAAAGUCUACCAGUGCUUCAGCCCUUGGUCGUUUCUCCUUUGUGCUUUGACCACUAUUUGGAAUUGGAAACUGCCAGUGACAAAAGAAUGCAUGGAAACUCCAUUCCUCAUGAUGAAAAUACUCCUCUAAAGCGGCAGAAGCUGAACAACGACAUUGGCAUGAAACAAUAUUACGCACUUUCAGAAAAUGCACUCUGGGGAAGGAAACACAAUGCUCCGAUAGAAGGUCUUUCUGCAAUUCUCAAAGUGUAUGUUUUGGUGACCUCGUUGUCUCCACUCCGGGCAUUUAUUCAUUCAACUGGACUUGUCCAAGGUGUACCCAAUAAGAAGUUCUUUGUUACCAAGCUUCUGGAAUAUUUUGAAAAAUACUUUGGUACAGCAUCCUCCGCACAGGCCUUUGAGAACAUGAAGGAGCUAAUUACGCAAGUUUUAUUAAUAGCGGAAGUGAAUAUUGAAUCCUCCAUUAAUAGUCAAGGAACGUCAGAAAGAUGUUGUUCAUGUUUUCAGCUGUUGGCCUUUGAUCUUAGCUUUGGCACAUCUGUCUAUCCAGUAAUUGUUGAGGUACAUGAACAACCUGUUUUUGAAGCAAAUGAUAACAUAGCUUUUGAAGAUCGUAUCACCAAAGAUUUCAUACUGGAAGACACUUUUGAGCUUCUGUUAUCUGGCUCAUCUGCAGUAAGUGAAAUAUCUGAAGCUUUAGAAAAUAUACAUCAAACUGAACGAUUGAAGAAUCACAGCCGGUUCCAGAAACAUGAUCUUUGUCUGAGUUCAAGAGAUAUAACAGUCAUUCGUAAUUUUCAUAUGGAAUUCAAGAACCAAGGGAAGUUUCAGUUGCUUUAUCCAUCCACUAACCCAGACUAUCAAAGAAUAUUGUAUGCACUAUAUCACCAUUUUGAUUACACAUCCAGAAGAAGAUCUAAUCUAGGGAUGCAUCUGCUUCUCUCACAACUAAGAGACCAGUUCCAAGCUCUUCAACUAAAGAGCAACUUGAAUUAUUUUCAAUGGGAACCAUUUCAGACAAUACCCCCUCAUACAUUUGAAAAGAUUGACAACAAGAUGGGUCGGAACAAGCAGAAAAACUGCAGCACAGCCAAACACACUCUGACACAUAUCUCUCGCAUCCUUACCAGACCGCAGUUGAAACUGAAUCCAACCUUCACGUCAAAAAACAAAGUGUACUAUUCCGAAGUCCCUUUUGAUGUGGUGAUAAUAAAGAUUAGAGCAGAGGCAGCCAAUUGCCACUGUCAGGUGCAUUUAGAUGAGAAAAAGGGAUCCAGCAUCGCCAAUUAUCCUCUUGGCCUAGGAAACAACAGAAUCCAUAUACUGGUAUCGGAUGAGUCUCGAGCCAAACCUGCUAUUAUAGCAACGUACACCAUCAAUGUUUACCGCCACAACCGCCCCAGUCUUCCGGCACUGGAUGGAAGUAUAGCGUGCAGCUUUGUGCAGGACUGUGGGUUGAUAAUCCAACCUGACAAGCCUUGCGGCCUGCAACCAGUGUCCAAUGGCUACCUCUCACCAGUUGCUCAGAGGCAGAUUCAAAUCUGUAAAACAGGCGAUGCCAAAGGGCAAUGGCUUGUUCCUUGUCUGAGCUGCUCAGACAACCAGACCUGUGACUGGCAGAAGGCAAGGUGGCACCCAGACAACUGUCAUCACCUCUCACCAACUAAAAUACAACUUCAACAGUGUCUGCGUGGAAGAAAGGUUCUUUUUAUUGGAGAUUCAACUAAUAGGGGAAUGAUGUACUACCUAAUGGAAGAAGUGAAUGAAACUCUGCAGGACUGGGACAAAGCACAUGACAGUAAAUUCUGUUACAAUUUAAAUGGAGGAAAGACAUUCACUAGUUAUGUCUACUAUCCUCAGUUCUGGCUGAGUUUAGAUCAAAGACCAACAUUUGAAAAGGCUUUGGAGCAACUCAUACAAAGGUCACAUCCUUUGGAAAACAAUGACCAGACGGUUCUGGUUGUAGGUGGUGUGCAAUGGUUAAACACACAUCACCUGCACAUUACACACAAGGUUUUACAAAGGCAGAAUCUUUUGAAUAUUCUUGUAAUCAUAAAAACCAUAGGAAUGGGAUUUCACCUUCCCGUGGAUGGAAUCCGAUCCUUGUCUUUGGAAGAAGUACAAAACUUGUGGAAAGAAAAUACAGAAAUACUCUCCGAGGCAAAGAAAUAUGGUUUUGAUGUAGUUGAUACAUUUAGUAUCACUAUGGGACGUUAUAAAGAAUUUCUUCAGGGAAAGUGUGCAUGUCAUUUUCAUGAGGUAACCAGUUCUGAAUACUCUAGAUCAACAAUGCGUAUAAAAAUGAAGCAUUUAGCACGCUCCUUUACUGGAAAGGACAACUCAAGCCAGAGCAAGGCUUCAGCACUCCGAGAUGCUUUGUCUGCUUCUAAAUCACACUAUCAUGUCAAAGGUCCAAUAAACCAGGCCUAUUCAGAAAUUCUUCUCAGCAGAGUCUGUGUUAACAGAUUGAACAUUCUGAGUACUCAGCAGUAAAAAAGACACAUUUUACAGUUUUAAGAUUUGCUGCUUCCCUGGAGAUCUGUGCAAAAUACCGCACGGUAUGCAUUCUGUUUCUUGCUGAUUGGCUACAUAUCCUACCACCACCAAAGACAUGUGACACUUUUUAAAUCUUUAUGAAAUCAAUAUGUGCCUCUGAAAAUGUGAGGCUUCAGAAUGGCAGAUGGAAAAGCAGAAAAUUGAUGUGAUUCGCUGUCUGGCCAGAUGAAUUGCAUAAACAGCUGUGGGCGAAACAAAGUAUUUUACAUAAGAUUAAGUACAUAUGAGACUUGAAGUCCUUAAGUAAGCCACUUAAUCCUUUUCUGUGCAAUAUUCAGUCACUAUCUGCACUAUUUUCUGCUGGAUUUCUGAAUAGCUUUUUAUUUUUAUAUGUAUUGUUCACGAGAAAUCACAUUCCCCAGAUAUUGCUGGUGAUAUCAAAUUAUAUAUACCUCACAAUGCCUGUUUAUACAAGAAAAUAAUUUAGAAUGUUGCCUAAAUACUCAAAUGUCUUAAACAUAUUUUGCAUACAGAGAAUGUUCAAUGUUUAUAAAAUGUUGGUAUUUUUUUACAUCUACUUUUAAUACAUUUAUGUAUUUUUAAUUUUUCUAUUAAAACAUAUAAUGCUUUAAUUUACAA
Amblyraja radiata (thorny skate) is the source of this 4675-nucleotide messenger RNA. It is a transcript of the gene cped1, whose product is annotated as cadherin-like and PC-esterase domain containing 1. The transcript is spliced from 22 exons. Lineage: Eukaryota; Metazoa; Chordata; Chondrichthyes; Rajiformes; Rajidae. Gene Ontology annotation, biological process: protein modification process. The record is from RefSeq and is a predicted model, not a curated record. Bases 926 to 4033 code for a protein of 1035 amino acids.